CCCGCCCAUAGAAAAUUAGCCUGUAAAAUCUUGCGUCGCAGCUCGGCCUCGCCCUUACAACCACCACCUUCUCUCACCUUCCGGAGUCUCGCUCCAGCAACAAACACCACCUCCACGCCCUCUUCGCGGCCCAGUUCGAUGCAAUGAAUCAUCGAGAACACUCCGAUAUGCCUCCGGCGCCCUCGUAUCCCUCUCCCAACGCGGCGCAGAUGGGCCAGGGCACCAUGCAGUACUACAACCGUCAGUUGACAACCGAUGAGCUCCUCUCUGCGGAACUCUCGCGUGAAGCGUCUGGCGCCAAUCUUCAAGAUGGCGGUAGCAACGGUCUGCAUCAUGGCCAGCCUAUGGUCUUGGGUCCUUCCAACCCAGGCGCGCCUGAUAUGGGUCGUCCGCAGUCUGCAGAUCAACAACAGCAACACAUGCUGCAGUUCACUCCGAACCAGCAGGUUGGCGUCGAUCCCAACCAUGAUUUGAGCUAUGGAGACCAGAGCGCGCGUAGGAAACGUUCGAAAGUAUCUCGCGCUUGUGACGAAUGUCGGCGCAAGAAGGUUCGCUGCGAUGCCACAUCCGAGUCCGGGGUCGAAACAUGUUCCAACUGCCGUCGUCUGGGUGUAAACUGUCAGUUCAGUCGGGUGCCGAUGAAACGAGGACCCAGCAAAGGCUAUAUCAAAGAACUGGCCGAACGGUUGAAUACUCUUGAAAGCCAAAUGCAGCCCGCGAUAGGGCAGGCUGAGAUGCAGUACCCAGCGAUCAACGAUGUCGCGUCGCCGAGAGGUUACCAGGAGUUCUCCCCGCCUAUGGAUGGAAAUCUGCUUAGUCGUAAACGGACCUUUUCCAUGUCAGAGAAUUUCCCUACCUCUUCGUUUCCGCAGGGUUCUUUCAUGUCCCGCGCACCUCAUCCUGGUCUUGCUGAACACUCUGACUUCUACAGCCAGCCGCUUCACAACGGUACUGGCUCUGUCCCUAAGGCUACCCAACCAUUCUGGGCUAACGAGCACGGUCUACAAGAUACUCUUGAGGUCACUGACGAGGCUAAAAUGCCAGAAGAUAACAGCCCGGCGGAGGUGGAUGAGGGGUCGCUGAAUGCGUACUACCAAUGCAUCCACCCCAUGCUUGGGUUCCUUCCCGACAACCGGGAACGGUUCCUCGAGAUUCUACACCAGUGUCCGCGUGAAGUGCAGGAGGCUCUUCUCUACGUGUUCUAUGCGGUCACGGACACGAACCUGGACCGUGUCCAGAAUAAUUUCAAGAAGGUCUUUACUCUAGACAAUGUUGUCGACAAACUCUGGCAUUACCAGCAAGGGAUGCCGCCUCUCCGUGACAGCAUCCCUGCCAAUAUGGUUUGGAUGUGGACGUUGAUAUGCCUUGUCCUGGAAUGCGACGCACGUGGCCCCGAGAGCAUUCGUUAUCGGGAUCCUUUGCAGAAGAGUGUCAUCAUCCAAUUUGCCAUCAGGCACGCGCGCGCUCUCGUCAGGAGCCUGGGGGAAUUGAACCCGCCUAUCCCAUACGAUCGCCUUGCGCCCGCUCCGACCACCCCAGAUGGUGAUCUCGCAUGUCGUGCCUAUGCCACGCUUGCCGUUCUUUCUCGUUGGCAUGAUGUCAGCGUUGGAACCUCCGACCUGUUUGCGACGAAUGAACCAGUCCGUUACGAUCCAGACACUCUUGGGUCCGGCCUCGAGCACACUUUCCAUUUAUCCGAGUUUCUGCCUCACAUCACCGAGGUCAUCGUUUCUGGGGUCGACUUGCUCAACUGGAGCGUGGCGGCACCUCGUGUAAUGAGUCGUCGCCUGGGUACAGAAAUUCAGAGGGUGGCUGCUCUGAGCCGGAAAAUCCCUGGAGCAAAUGAUCCAAACUCUGCCAUAGGGCGUUAUCUAGACACCGUGGAGAGGCUUAUUUAUUGGUUUCUCGGUGUCAUGGUCAAACGUCAAAUUGCUAUAUCAGACGCAUCCGACGUCCUCUAUCCCUGCCAACGUAUCAUUGAGGAUCUGCUGAAGCAGAUGACGACUGGUCCUCGCAUGCCAUCUCCCUUUGACCUCCACGCUCUAGCCCUCAGUGUGAUGAGUCUUCUUGAGGCGACCGAUCUCCCUGAGCAUGCCAAAGAGUGCUGGGAAUGGCUGGACAAGGCCAAAGAGCUCAUUGACCUUCGUCACCAGCGCACCAAUGAGGGAGGAGAGUUCUCAAACAUCUUCGCCACUCCGGUCUGGGAUGCUAAAAUACGCACCGCCAUCGAAAGGAAGCAGGCCAGGGCUCAGGCGCAAGGCCAAGGACAGGGUACAGCCGCGAGCAAUGCGAACACCAACGCUAACACCAGCGCUUCGACUGGAGCUCCGCCGGUGAUGGGACCUAACGAGCAGCGCUCUUUGCAGCACCUUGCAGACUUGGCAGUUGGAGCGGAAGGCAGCGCUGCCACGAACGCCGCAUCUCCUCCUAUCUCUGCAGCUGACGGUAAUGCUGCAGGCUCUGGUCAUCCCGGUCAGACCAACACUUCCACUCCCGGCCAGAACAGUCAGAAUCAGCAGUCCCAGGCGCAGCCACCUGUCUACAUGUACAUCGAAUGGGGCAUGCUCACCAAGAAAGGCUACCUUAAUAUCUUCGCUAAAUAUUAAGUCUAUCACUUUUCUUAUCUUCCUGAGGUAGUCAUCGACUCUCAAGUCGUCGACACUCGGAAUGUCAUUUCUCUUUCGGGUAUGUCUUUUAUGACAGA
Molecule: messenger RNA, 2704 nt
Organism: Paecilomyces variotii
Lineage: Eukaryota; Fungi; Ascomycota; Eurotiomycetes; Eurotiales; Thermoascaceae
Product: C6 finger domain protein
Exons: 6
Coding region: 144-2606 (820 amino acids)
Cellular component (GO): nucleus
Molecular function (GO): zinc ion binding; DNA-binding transcription factor activity, RNA polymerase II-specific
Source: RefSeq, a predicted model, not a curated record